Populus nigra (black poplar) is the source of this 2766-nucleotide messenger RNA. RefSeq names its product G-type lectin S-receptor-like serine/threonine-protein kinase At4g27290. Gene Ontology annotation, molecular function: ATP binding; protein serine/threonine kinase activity. Gene Ontology annotation, biological process: protein phosphorylation; recognition of pollen. The transcript is spliced from 7 exons. The coding region runs from base 58 to 2532 and encodes 824 amino acids. The record is from RefSeq and is a predicted model, not a curated record. NCBI's taxonomy places the organism in Eukaryota, Viridiplantae, Streptophyta, Magnoliopsida, Malpighiales, Salicaceae.
AUAUUUUCAACAUAUCAGCCAGCCGAAGAAUUAACAAAGAGAAGUGCAGGAAAAACGAUGAGAAUAUCUAAGAAUUACACUUACCUACUUCUCUUUAGCUCUUCUUUAUUGCUGAUAAUAGAAACUACCACAGCAAUUGACACCGUAAACACAACACAGUUCAUUAGAGAUGGGGAUACCAUUGUUUCAGCUAAUGGAAGCUUUAUAUUAGGAUUUUUCAGCCCGGGCAUGUCCAAAAAACGAUACUUGGGGGUAUGGUAUGGCAAAAUCUCUGUCCAGACAGUAAUUUGGGUUGCCAACAGGGAAACUCCCCUCAAUGAUACAUCGGGUGUUUUAAGGCUAACGAAUCAAGGAAUCCUUGCGAUUCAGAAUCGGAGUGGGAGCAUAAUUUGGUCGUCCAACACGUUGAGACCUGCAAGGAAUCCAAUUGGACAGCUUUUGGAUUCAGGAAACCUUGUUGUUAAAGAGGAGGGUGAUAAUGAUCUGGAAAAUUCUUUGUGGCAGAGUUUUGAACAUCCAGGUGAUAACUUAAUGCCAGAUAUGAAGCAAGGACGAAACAGAAUAACAGGCAUGGACUGGUACAUGACAUCAUGGAAGUCACCUGAUGAUCCAUCCAGAGGUAAUAUUUCAUACAUACUUGUUCCUUAUGGUUACCCUGAGAUACUUGUGAUGGAGGAUUCAAGGGUAAAGUUCCGUUCUGGGCCAUGGAAUGGUAAGCGGUUCAGCGGUGUACCGCAAUUAAAACCAAAUCCCGUAUACUCAUUUGAAUUUGUUUUCAAUGAGAAGGAGAUUGUUUACAGAUAUCAUCUUCUUAAUAGCUCAAUGCUUUCAAGGAUCGUGGUAAGUCAGGAUGGUGAUAUCCAGCGCUACACGUGGAUUGAUCGAACACAAAGAUGGGUGGUUUAUCUCACUGCAAAUCGAGAUAAUUGUGAACGCUAUGCCCUAUGUGGUGCAAAUGGUAUUUGUAGUAUUGACAAUUCUCCUGUGUGUGAUUGCUUGCAUGGAUUUGUACCAAAAAUCGAAAGUGAUUGGAAAGUCACAGAUUGGUCAAGUGGUUGUGUUAGAAGAACUCCCCUCAAUUGCUCUGUUGAUGGGUUCCGUAAGCUCUCUGGAGUAAAGUUGCCUCAGACAAACACAUCAUGGUUUAACAAGAACAUGAAUCUCGAGGAGUGCAAGAACACAUGCUUGAAGAACUGCAACUGUACAGCGUACUCAAGUUUGGACAUCAGGGAUGGUGGAAGUGGUUGCUUGAUUUGGUUCGGCGACCUACUUGAUAUCAGAGUAUUUGUUGAAAAUGAGCCGGAGAUUUAUAUAAGAAUGGCUGCUUCUGAACUAGAUAAUGGUGAUGGUGCGACGAAAUCCAACGUGAAGAAAAGGAUUAUAGUAAUUUCUGGGUUGUCUGCAGGAAUUCUUCUCCUUCUCCUAGCCUUGGUCUUAUAUAUUCGAAAGAAGAAGCAGCUGAAAGACAGAAAUAUGACUGGUGUUUUUGAAGGAAAUUUACAGCACAAGAGAAACAAAGAAGAUCUGGAUUUACCAUUGUUUGAUUUUGGUGCCAUGGCUCGGGCAACCAAUAAUUUUUCAGUUAACAAUAAACUAGGCGAAGGGGGUUUCGGACCUGUUUAUAAGGGAACGUUGAAUGAUGGGAGAGAAGUAGCGGUGAAGAGGCUCUCUAAGAAUUCAAGACAAGGAGUUGAUGAGUUUAAAAAUGAAGUCAAGCAUGUUGUGAAACUUCAGCACCGGAAUCUAGUAAAGCUUCUAGGAUGCUGCAUUGAAGUGGAUGAAAAGAUGUUGAUCUACGAGUUCUUGCCCAAUAAUAGCUUGGACUUCUUUCUUUUCAAUGAAACACACACCUCGCAACUAGACUGGCCUAAGCGCUACAAUGUUAUCAAAGGGAUUGCUCGUGGACUCCUUUAUCUUCACCAAGAUUCAAGGCUAAGAGUAAUCCAUAGAGAUCUGAAAGCUAGCAAUGUAUUAUUAGAUCAUGAAAUGAAUCCAAAAAUUUCAGACUUUGGCCUGGCUAGAAGUUUUGGAGGAAACGAAACCGAAGCCAAUACAAACAAAGUGGCGGGAACAUAUGGCUACAUAUCCCCGGAGUAUGCAUCUGACGGUCGCUACUCGACAAAAUCAGACGUCUUCAGCUUUGGUGUGUUGGUGCUAGAGAUAGUGAGCGGGAACAAAAACAGAGGAUUCUCUCAUCCAGACCACCAACUCAACCUUCUCGGGCACGCCUGGAGAUUAUUCAUAGAAGGCAAGCCCUUGGAACUAAUUUCAGAAUCAAUAAUUGAAUCAUGCAAUUUAUUUGAAGUGCUACGUUCGAUUCACGUGGGUCUGUUGUGCGUUCAAGAAAAUCCAGUAGAUAGGCCGAGCAUGUCGUAUGUCGUUUUGAUGUUGGGAAACGAAGAUGCAUUGCCUCAGCCUAAACAACCUGGCUUUUUUACUGAAAGGGAUCUGAUAGAAGUGACUUAUUCAUCAACCCAGAGCAAACCGUAUUCAGCUAAUGAAUGCUCUAUUUCAUUGUUAGAGGCAAGAUAGAUACAUGUUGUGGCUUGAUUCAUAAGAUUCGUAUUGUCCUAGAAUCUAUAGCUGCUUCCACAUUAGCUUUUUUCUUUAUGCUCCAAUACUAGGUUUGCAGCAGGGUUAUAAAUUUAGUACAAAUUCGAGCCUACAUACCGAAAUGACUAUUUGACAACCUUGUUAUCCUAGCAAGAACUCUUUUAUACGUUGACAAGAAUGUCUUCGUGUUAUAUUAGUACAUUCUUUCCUGUU